AUGCAGACGACAUUAGCUCUCGUGAGCCUCCUGGCCUUCCUCACCAGCGCCGUCUCUGGCACCGCGCUCACAUAUAAGCUGCUCGCGCACGAGAAGGCCUGCUACUUCACCGACGUGCAACAAGUUGGCGCCAAGAUUGCAUUCUACUUCGCAGUACAAUCGGGCGGCUCCUUUGACGUCGAUUACUCCGUUGUCGGGCCCAAUGAGCGCGAGGUCCUGGCUGGUCACAAGGAGCGCCAGGGCGACUUUGUAUUCACCGCGAACGACCUCGGCGAGUAUCGCUUCUGCUUCAACAAUGAGAUGAGCACGUUUGCGGAGAAGACAGUUGAUUUCGAGAUCUCGGUCGAGAACGAAGUCCGCCCCGCCCAAAUCCCCUCCAAACAAGGCACAACACCCGAGCAAACCUCGAAGCUCGAAGACUCGAUCCUCAAGCUCUCCUCCUCCAUCUCCACAAUAACGCGCAACCAGAAAUACUUCCGCACGCGCGAAAACAGAAACUUUAGCACCGUGCGCAGCACCGAGAAGCGCAUCUUUAAUUUCAGUGUCAUGGAGAGCUUGAUGAUGGUUGCCAUGGCUGGUCUGCAGGUGUUUAUUGUGCGCUUCUUCUUUCAGGGCGCGCGCAAAGGUUAUGUGUGA
Molecule: messenger RNA, 636 nt
Organism: Pseudovirgaria hyperparasitica
Lineage: Eukaryota; Fungi; Ascomycota; Dothideomycetes; Acrospermales; Acrospermaceae
Product: supernatant protein factor, C-terminal domain-containing protein
Exons: 4
Coding region: 1-636 (211 amino acids)
Biological process (GO): endoplasmic reticulum to Golgi vesicle-mediated transport; protein retention in ER lumen; Golgi organization
Cellular component (GO): Golgi apparatus; endoplasmic reticulum-Golgi intermediate compartment; COPII-coated ER to Golgi transport vesicle
Source: RefSeq, a predicted model, not a curated record